Messenger RNA from Eublepharis macularius, 1599 nucleotides. RefSeq names its product proteasome 26S subunit, ATPase 6 (gene PSMC6). The transcript has 14 exons. Gene Ontology annotation, biological process: positive regulation of RNA polymerase II transcription preinitiation complex assembly. NCBI's taxonomy places the organism in Eukaryota, Metazoa, Chordata, Lepidosauria, Squamata, Eublepharidae. Gene Ontology annotation, molecular function: ATP binding; ATP hydrolysis activity; proteasome-activating activity. The coding region runs from base 66 to 1235 and encodes 389 amino acids. Gene Ontology annotation, cellular component: cytosolic proteasome complex; proteasome regulatory particle, base subcomplex. The record is from RefSeq and is a predicted model, not a curated record.
CGUGCCUCGCGCCGCGCCUGCGCAUUGGCCCCGGCCGGCUCAGCUCCGGCAGCCUCAUCGUCAUCAUGGCGGAGCCGCGAGACAAGGCGCUGCAGGACUACCGCAAGAAGCUGCUGGAGCACAAGGAGAUCGACGGGCGCCUCAAGGAGCUGAGGGAGCAGCUGAAGGAGCUGACCAAGCAGUAUGAAAAAUCUGAGAAUGACCUCAAGGCUCUGCAAAGUGUUGGCCAGAUUGUCGGUGAGGUUCUUAAACAAUUAACAGAAGAGAAGUUCAUUGUCAAAGCUACGAACGGACCAAGAUAUGUCGUCGGCUGCCGGCGUCAGCUCGAUAAAAGUAAGCUGAAGCCGGGAACGAGAGUUGCCCUGGAUAUGACCACGCUCACUAUUAUGAGAUAUUUGCCGAGGGAAGUUGACCCGUUGGUUUACAACAUGUCUCAUGAAGAUCCUGGUAAUGUCUCUUACUCUGAGAUCGGAGGACUGUCAGAACAGAUCCGGGAACUAAGAGAGGUUAUAGAACUUCCUCUGACAAAUCCGGAGUUGUUCCAGCGGGUGGGGAUUAUCCCUCCCAAAGGCUGCCUGCUGUAUGGCCCACCAGGUACGGGGAAAACUCUCCUGGCCAGAGCAGUUGCCAGCCAGCUAGACUGCAAUUUCUUAAAGGUUGUGUCUAGUUCCAUUGUCGACAAAUACAUCGGCGAAAGUGCUCGGCUGAUCCGAGAGAUGUUCAACUACGCCAGGGAUCAUCAGCCAUGCAUUAUUUUCAUGGAUGAAAUUGAUGCCAUUGGUGGCCGUCGUUUUUCUGAAGGGACUUCAGCUGAUAGAGAAAUCCAGAGAACUCUAAUGGAGUUGUUGAAUCAAAUGGACGGGUUCGACACUCUGCACAGAGUUAAGAUGAUAAUGGCUACAAACAGGCCAGAUACUCUGGAUCCGGCGUUGUUGCGUCCCGGAAGACUGGACAGGAAAAUUCAUAUUGACUUGCCGAACGAACAAGCCAGAUUAGACAUCUUGAAGAUUCACGCUGGGCCUAUCACUAAACAUGGCGAAAUAGAUUAUGAAGCAAUCGUGAAGCUGUCUGAUGGCUUUAACGGCGCUGACCUGAGAAAUGUCUGCACCGAAGCAGGCAUGUUUGCUAUUCGAGCAGACCACGACUUUGUAGUUCAGGAAGACUUCAUGAAGGCGGUGAGGAAAGUUGCGGAUUCCAAGAAGUUGGAGUCGAAGUUGGACUACAAGCCUGUGUAAACUUCAGCGGGCGGCUAACGGAUGACGAACUGCAUGGGAACGCUGGGGGCUUAAUGGGUUACUUGAGAAACAAACGUAUCCCUUCCUUGUGUCCUUUUUUGCGAGUGUCUGUGUUAUACCGGUAAGCAAGUCAGUGGCGAGUCCACUGCCAGGGAGUCUGCUGCAUUUGAAAAACAGAUCUGAAAACGCUGGCCUUCGACGCAGCCCCCACUUAAGAGCAGAAUAAAUUGUGUUCUCACGUUGCAACUUUAUACAUAUGCCAAUCGGUUUCCUUUGGCAGAUUGGAGGAUGGCGCAUUUCUUAUUUUAUAUCAUUUAAUACUUUUCCCCCUUUAAACAAUCAAAUAAAACUUGUUUGAACCCUC